This is a messenger RNA of Tinamus guttatus (white-throated tinamou), 522 nucleotides long. Lineage: Eukaryota; Metazoa; Chordata; Aves; Tinamiformes; Tinamidae. The record is from RefSeq and is a predicted model, not a curated record.
AUGAAGCUGGGGCAGGCCUCCGAGGAGCUGCUGCGCGAGCACUGGGGAGCCCUGCGCGAGCGGCCCUUCUACCAGCAGCUGCUCAAGUACAUGAGCUCGGGGCCCGUCGUGGCCAUGGUCUGGCAGGGCCUGGACGUGGUCAAGACAGUCCGCACGAUGAUCGGGGAGACUAACCCGGCCGACUCCAGACCCGGCACCAUCCGGGGAGACUUCUGCACUGACGUCACCAAAAACGUGAUCCACGGCAGUGACUCAGUUGAGAGCGCCAGGCAGGAGAUCAUGCUCUGGUUCCGCCCGGAGGAGCUGAUUUGCUGGGAGGAUGCGGCUGAGCACUGGAUCUACAGCUGAGCGCCGGAUCUCGGAGCAAUAAGAGCAGCCUGAGGGAAGCAGGUCUUCCCCACCCAGCCACGAUGCAUUUCUAUCCAUUUCAUUUCAGCCCGCUGGGCUGGCUGUGGAUUCUGCUGCAGCAUCACAUUCUGUUGGGGGGUUCUGUUUUGGAUGUGGGUGGAGGGGUCUUGGGAG